Messenger RNA from Brassica oleracea var. oleracea, 1166 nucleotides. Its product is annotated as peroxidase N. Gene Ontology annotation, molecular function: peroxidase activity; heme binding. The record is from RefSeq and is a predicted model, not a curated record. The transcript has 4 exons. Bases 31 to 1026 code for a protein of 331 amino acids. NCBI's taxonomy places the organism in Eukaryota, Viridiplantae, Streptophyta, Magnoliopsida, Brassicales, Brassicaceae. Gene Ontology annotation, biological process: hydrogen peroxide catabolic process; response to oxidative stress.
CAAGUCAUUUUAAACAAGCCAUCUUAGACAAUGAAAACACAAAACAAAGUGAUGGGAGGACAUGUGCUGCUUACUACUUUCACUCUUUGUAUGCUUUGUUCAGGUGUUAGGGCACAGCUAAGCCCUGGCAUCUACGAUAAAUCAUGUCCGUAUCUUGUACAAAUUGUCCGUAAACAAGUUACCAUGGCCCUGAAGGCCGAGAUUCGGAUGGCUGCUUCUCUUAUUCGUCUUCAUUUCCAUGACUGCUUUGUUAAUGGGUGCGAUGCGUCUGUCUUGUUGGAUGGAGCAGAUAGCGAGAAAUUAUCGAUACCAAACGCGAACUCUGCGAGAGGAUUUGAAGUAGUUGAUACUAUCAAAGACGCUGUGGAAAACGCAUGUCCUGGUGUUGUUUCUUGUGCUGAUAUACUCACUUUAGCCGCUCGCGAAUCAGUUUACUUGACUGGAGGACCUAUGUGGAGAGUGGCAUUAGGAAGAAAAGAUGGACUUGUGGCAAACCAGAGUAGUGCAAACAAUCUUCCAUCUCCUUUUGAACCUUUAGACGCUAUCAUUGCCAAGUUUCAAGCUGUAGGCCUUAACGUCACCGACGUCGUAGCUUUGUCAGGAGCUCACACCUUUGGACAAGCAAAAUGUGAUCUCUUCAGAAACCGGUUGUUCAACUUUACUGGCCAGGGAUCUCCGGAUGCAACACUUGAAACGACACUCUUGUCUGAUCUGAGAACAGUUUGUCCCAUAGGAGGAAAUGGAAACGUAACAGCUCCCCUUGAUAGGAACUCUACGGACGUCUUCGACAACAAUUAUUUCAAGAACCUCCUCCAAGGGAAAGGUCUUUUGAGUUCGGAUCAGAUUCUGUUCUCCAGUGACUUGGCCGUGAAUACAACAAAAAGACUUGUGGAGGCUUAUAGUCAGAGCCAGAGCUUGUUUUUCAGGGACUUCACUUGUUCGAUGAUCAGAAUGGGUGGUAUUAUGAAUCCUGUGAAUGGAUCGAGUGGGGAGGUACGGAAAAACUGUAGAGUUAUUAAUAACUAGUGUGUGUUCUUUUGCUUUUCUGCUAUGUUUGGGUGUUGGUCAUCAGUCCUCGUGUAUGUAUCAAAAUGAUCUCGUGUGUAAUAAUAAGAAGUUAAUGGGUUUGUUUAACUGUUUGUUUUUGUGGAGAUCCAUAUAUUGUU